Perca fluviatilis (European perch) is the source of this 1943-nucleotide messenger RNA. It is a transcript of the gene mmp13b, whose product is annotated as matrix metallopeptidase 13b. The record is from RefSeq and is a predicted model, not a curated record. The transcript is spliced from 11 exons. Gene Ontology annotation, biological process: collagen catabolic process; extracellular matrix organization; proteolysis. The coding region runs from base 16 to 1428 and encodes 470 amino acids. Gene Ontology annotation, cellular component: extracellular matrix. NCBI's taxonomy places the organism in Eukaryota, Metazoa, Chordata, Actinopteri, Perciformes, Percidae. Gene Ontology annotation, molecular function: metalloendopeptidase activity; zinc ion binding.
AGCUUCUUGACCCCAAUGACUGUUUUGGACAACACAGAGACAACAACAAUGAUAGCUUUGCUGCUGCUGGCGCUGGUCGCUCACUCCUUUGCUCUGCCUCUGGCGUCUGGGGACAAAGACAACCAGCUUUUAGCAGAGAAGUACCUCCGUCGGUUCUAUGGGCUUCCAACUGGUCUCCAAGGGAGACAGAGAUCAUCGGGUGACUUUCAGACCAAGAUCAAGGCGAUGCAGAGCUUCUUCAAACUCAAGGUGACUGGGAAUCUGGACGACAACACUUUGAAGGUGAUGAAGCAGGCCAGAUGUGGCGUCCCUGACAUCGGGGAGUACAAUCACUUCCCUCGUCACCUCAAAUGGCAAAACAACAAUGUCACAUUCAGGAUAGUGAAUUAUACACCAGAUCUGAAGAAGUCUGAUGUAGACAGAGCCAUCCGCAAUGCGCUGAACGUUUGGUCUGAUGUCACCCCUCUGAUCUUUAAGAAGCUGCACAAAGGCAUUGCUGACAUUAUGAUCAGUUUUGGAGCAAAAGAGCAUGGAGAUUACAACCCUUUUGAUGGGCCUAAUGGAUUGCUGGCUCAUGCCUACCCACCCGGCCAAGGUCUCGGAGGAGACACUCACUUUGAUGAGGAUGAAAAUUGGACAAAAGAUUCAUCAGCUUACAACCUGUUUGUAGUGGCGGCCCAUGAGUUGGGCCACGCCCUCGGUAUGUCCCACUCGUCAGAUGCCGGCGCCCUGAUGUACCCCAUCUACUCAUACACUACAGGCUACCCACUGGCUGAGGAUGACAUUGAAGGCAUUCAAGCUCUCUACGGCCCAAACCCAAACCCAAGAAAAGUGAAGCCAAAGCCUGAUGCACCAAACAAAUGUGACCCCAUGUUAAGUUUUGAUGCUGUUACCGAGCUCAGAGGGGAAACCAUCAUCUUCAAAGACAGAUUCUACUGGCGUCUUCAUCCUCAGAUGCCGGAGCCUGAGCAAACACUAAUCAAGUCCACGUGGCCCACCAUCCCCAACAAGGUGGACGCAGCAUACGAGAAUCCAGAGAAGGAUCUUGUCAUCAUAUUUAGUGGGAUCCAGAUGUGGGCUUUGAAUGGAUAUAACCUUGUGAAUGGUUAUCCAAAGUACAUACACAAACUUGGUCUUCCCAAGAAAAUAAGAAAAAUAGAUGCAGCUGUGCACAUUGGAGACACCGGGAAAACUCUGCUCUUUACUGAUGAGGACUAUUGGAGCUAUGAUGAAGCAGCAGGCACCAUGGACAGCGGUUACCCACGAUCCAUUGAGGAAGAUUUUCCUGGGAUGGAUGACGAGUUUGACGCAGCUGCUUAUCACUAUGGAUUCUUGUAUUUCUUCCAUGAACACAUGCAGUACGAGUACAGUUACACCUCAAGGAAGGUCAUUCGCAUCAUGAGGACCAACUCCAUUCUGAACUGCUGAUGAGGUGGUCUACAACCGACAGUGAUGGCAUCAAAAAUAUAUGUUGCUGCAUCAUGGCACACAACACAUCUCCGCAAUAAACAAAAUACACAAAUGUUAAAAAUGGAACAUAGGAAGAUGCAGUUCAUUGAAUGAGCAAGGAAAUGGAGACAUGCAGGGUUGACCUGUUACAGUUAAAGUUUAUUUUUUACUAGUGCUGGACACCUGUAGGUUAUAAAGUAUAAUGUGUCAGAAAUAGAAUGCUGGAAAAUUCCUCAGAGAUAUAUUUCCUCAGAUUAUUGCUAUUUAUUUUACAUCUUUAUAUUUGUACUACAAGUGUCUCUAUGGACAGCAAGAUCCUUAGCAGGUUAAGUUUCUUGUCAGUGACGGUUUAGCUGUUUUGUAAGCUCAUUGUUUGACUACGUGUUUAACUAACAUAGUAUUUCAACAGAGGGCGCAGCAGUUUAAUAUUUUCUUGUUGUUGUUUUUAGAUUUUUGUAAAUUGUGUGAAUUACAAUAAAAGCAGAGAAAUGAAA